This is a messenger RNA of Cetraspora pellucida, 276 nucleotides long. The record is from the annotation of a GenBank genome assembly. NCBI's taxonomy places the organism in Eukaryota, Fungi, Glomeromycota, Glomeromycetes, Diversisporales, Gigasporaceae.
AUGCUAAUACCAAAACAAAAUCCCAAAUAUCGUUAUCCUCAUCUUGUAAAAUAUGAAGGGAAGGCCAAGGGUAAUAAAGAAGUAAUUAGAAAAUUUUUGAAAAAAUUCAAAGCCGGACAAGUGAAAACUAACAUUUUUCCUCAUUUAGCCAAAACUAAGAAACCUUUGGAAGUUAAAGGAUUACCAAAAGAGGUUGCUUAUCAAGCAUUAACGGCCGCUAGUUAUAAACUACCGGUGCAAUGCAAGGUGGUGAAAAAGACUACGACUGAUAUUUAA